AUGUCCGCCAUUGCUGCCACGGAUGCCCUGCGUUCCCACCUUGCCUACAAACCACAACCUCUGAAAUUCGGCACCAGCGGUCGCCGUGGCGAAGUCAUCCAUUUGACUCAGCUCGAAAUCUACACGAAUGUUGUCGCCGAAAUCCGUUACCUCCAAGCGCUCCCGCAACCCGAAGGCGGUAUCAAUGCCGGCGACGACUUUUAUUACGCGUACGACCUUCGCCCAAGCUCUACAGCGUACGUGGAAAAUGGCCGCGGCGCCCUCUGCCAAGCUGUCGAGCGGGCCUUGAAGGACACAGGCAUGCGCCCUAUUAACCUGGGUGCGAUCCCUACGCCGGCCCUCACGUACUGGGCCCUUAAGCAUGGCAAGGGCAGCAUUAUGGUCACGGGCAGCCACAUCCCCUUCGACCGCAAUGGCUACAAGCUAAACACCUCCAAAGGCGAGCUGAUGAAGAAGGACGAACAGCCGAUCAAUGACACAGUUGCAACCACUCGCGAAGAGCUGCUCUCACAGGCCUACGUUGACUCGCCGUUCAAUAGCCAAGGCGUCUUCCGUAACGCACAAUCCGACCUGCUCCCCGUCACGGCCGCCGGCAGAAAGGCCUAUAUCCAGCGCUACCUGGAUUUCUUUGCAGGAGAGCAGCUCCAGGGCGUAAAGCUCCUUGUAUACCAACACUCUGCUGUUGGUCGUGAUCUUCUAGUUGAGGUCUUUCAGGCGCUUGGGGCCCAGGUCACGCCUGCCGGCCGGAGCGACACGUUCGUGCCAAUCGAUACCGAAGCCAUCGACCAGGCCCAGCUCGAUACCGUCCAAAAGCUGUGCGAUCAGGCCGGCCAGAAGUUCGAUGCUAUUGUAUCCACGGAUGGGGACAGCGAUCGUCCACUGCUUAUUGCUCCUGACGGAGACGCCCUCUGUUUCUUUGGCGGUGACCGUUUAGGCAUGAUUGUAGCUGAGUUUCUGGGCAUCGGCGCUGCCGUCGUCCCAAUUAGCACCAACGAUGCGAUCGAUCGGGGCCCGAUAGCCGCCAUUACCGAACCAAAGACCAAAAUCGGCAGUCCCUAUGUAAUCGCGGGGAUGCAGCGGGCGACUGGUAAUGGGCGUCAGCGCGUCUGUGGAUGGGAGGCCAACGGCGGCUUUCUGACAGGCGCGGACAUCGAACGCAAUGGUCACGUGCUCACCGCGCUUCCCACAAGAGACGCGUUCCUCCCUCUCCUCUGCGCGCUGUUCGCGGCCCACAACCGCCAGACCACGCUGCCCCAACUCUUCGAGACGCUGCCCCGCCGUUUUAGCCGCGCUGCCUUGCUCCGGAACUUCCCUCGUGCAACAAGCAUGAAAAUCAUCCAGCGCUUUUCACCCCCAGAAGCAUGGAUGCAAGACGUCCAUUAUUCUCCUGACCAUGUUAUUAUGGUUCGCGAUGCUGAUGGAGCUACGCGCGAACUGCCAGAGGAGUCUUACGCCGAGCAGCUUGACCAGAUUCGUCGCAACGUCCAGACUGUGUUCUCUGCAGAUUCCGGCUUUACUCCAGUCGCCCAGAUCAACUAUACCGAUGGAGUUCGGAUCAUCUUUGCUAAUGGCGAUGUCGCUCAUUUCCGUCCAUCUGGUAACGCCGAUGAACUGCGCAUCUACGCUGUUGCUGACACGCAGGAGCGCGCCGACUCGAUUGCCAGCCAGGGAGUCGCGGAGCCAGAUGGCCUCCUCAGGCGUUUAGAGCUGACGGUACGGGACUAG
This is a messenger RNA of Venustampulla echinocandica, 1725 nucleotides long. RefSeq names its product putative phosphomannomutase. The record is from RefSeq and is a predicted model, not a curated record. Bases 1 to 1725 code for a protein of 574 amino acids. The transcript has a single exon. Gene Ontology annotation, biological process: carbohydrate metabolic process. Lineage: Eukaryota; Fungi; Ascomycota; Leotiomycetes; Helotiales; Pleuroascaceae. Gene Ontology annotation, molecular function: phosphomannomutase activity; magnesium ion binding.